This is a messenger RNA of Triplophysa rosa, 675 nucleotides long. Its product is annotated as deoxynucleoside triphosphate triphosphohydrolase SAMHD1-like. The transcript has 9 exons. Bases 1 to 675 code for a protein of 224 amino acids. Gene Ontology annotation, molecular function: dGTPase activity. NCBI's taxonomy places the organism in Eukaryota, Metazoa, Chordata, Actinopteri, Cypriniformes, Nemacheilidae. The record is from RefSeq and is a predicted model, not a curated record. Gene Ontology annotation, cellular component: nucleus. Gene Ontology annotation, biological process: defense response to virus; regulation of innate immune response; dGTP catabolic process.
AUGAAGAUUUUCAAUAUCUCCAUUCACGGUCACAUUGAAGUUCAUCCUCUGCUGGUGAAGAUUAUAGACACGCUUGAGUUUCAGAGAUUGAGGAACAUCAAACAGCUGGGUCAUGGUCCGUUCUCUCAUCUGUUUGACAUCAUGUUUAUUCCUGAGAUCAGAGGAUCUGGUUUUCUGUGGAAGAAGGCUUCAGUUGAGAUGUUUCAGCACAUGGUGGAGACUAAUGAACUGAGAGAAGACAUGAAAGUGUACGGACUGAAUCCAGAUGAAGAUCUUCUCUUUAUUAUAGAGUUAAUUCAGGGGGUCAACACAGCGAGGGGCCGGACUGAAGAGAAAUCCUUCCUCUAUGAGAUCAUAGCAAAUAAAUACAACGGCAUAAAUAUGGACAAAUGGGAUUAUUUUGCACGAGACUGUCAUCAUCUCGGUCUUAGCAACAGUUUUGAUCAUCAGCGUCUGCUGAAGUUUGCACGAGUGUGUGAGGUGGAGGUUGGAGAAGAGAAAGUGCGACGGCUGUUUAUCUGCUUCAGGGACAAGGAAGCAGAUAAUGUUUAUGACAUGUUUCGCACAAGAUACUCACUUCACCGUCAGGCCUUCCAACACAAAACAGUCAACAUUAUUGAAAUCAUGAUUAAAGACGCUCUUGUGAAAGCAAAUGAUCACCUGAAGAUGACCUGA